This is a messenger RNA of Epinephelus lanceolatus (giant grouper), 5512 nucleotides long. RefSeq lists its product as uncharacterized. Lineage: Eukaryota; Metazoa; Chordata; Actinopteri; Perciformes; Serranidae. Gene Ontology annotation, molecular function: DNA-binding transcription factor activity, RNA polymerase II-specific; RNA polymerase II cis-regulatory region sequence-specific DNA binding. The record is from RefSeq and is a predicted model, not a curated record. Gene Ontology annotation, biological process: regulation of DNA-templated transcription.
AUGAUCCUAGUGUGUUCUGGACAAGGGGGUGCAUGGGUGAAACAUGGCCGCCGUAGACCCAUCGGAGUCUCCAAAACGACAGAAAUCCCCUGCGGAGGAGGUGGAAACAUCUGGGGAGAAAGGCGAGGCGGUGGAGUCGGGAUGCAGCUCAAAUCAGAAGGAUGAAACGACAGAUAAUAAAACCGCGGCGAGCCCCGACGAUGAGCGGAGAGCCAGUGUUGGUAACGACGGCGGUGGUAUUGCCAGCCAUUCUGAGGUUAGUGUAGAGUCCGGUGCUGGAGCCGAAAAAACGACAUGUAAUUCAACGGAGGACCUAACAUCGGCUGAAAAAAUGGCCGAGGCUCCUGCUGGCGACCAGCGCUCCUUCGACUGGUCCGAAACCGAAGACGACGAUGAAGAGGCGAAAACACACAGGGUGGAAAAUGAUAAGUGUGACCCCAGUAAUGUUACAGAGAGUACAGGAGGGGUGCAGCAGGAUGCAGAUGUUGAUGAUGACAGUACAGAUGAUGCAGAUGAGAUUCAAGAGGAGUUGACCUCAUAUCCUGAUGAGAGGAGCACAGAGAAGAAGCCGGCUGAGGAGCCGGUGGGAGAGGUGGACGGGAUAGAGGAGGUGGUUGAAGGAGAUGAAGAGGCAGACCGAGCAGAGGACGCCAAGCCCAAAAAGUGCCGCUUGGUGUGCAAGGAGUGUGGGAAGAGGUUCACCCGCCGCGAGACGUUCAACCUUCACCGCCACUUCCACGCACACGAGGACGAGCUCACGCCCCUCACCUGUAAAGAAUGCGGCCUUACCUUCCAGCACCGCAGCAGCCUCAUUAAACACAGAAACGAACAUAAAGAAAAAGAGGAACAGCUCGCUGCGUCGAAGCAGGAGGGAUGUUUUGAGUGUGCAGAAUGUGAGAGGAUCUUCUCCACAGUGGAUAAGCUGAGGGACCACAACUGCUGCAACACAGUAGAAAAGCCUUACCACUGCCCCCUGUGCCGCCAAGAGUUCCAGUUCAAGGUGUCCAUCACUAAGCACAUGAUGAUCCACUCCCAUGAGAGCAGCAUGGUGCAACGCUACCAGCAGCGGUGUCACAGCGCCCUGAAACCCUACGAAUGCCCCGAGUGCGGCUUGGUUUUCAAACACUACUCCGUCAUGGAAGACCACCGUCGCAAGCACACAGACAACACACGCUCCCACCUGUGCAACAUCUGCGGUAAGACCUUCAAGUACAGCAGCCUCCUCCAUCAGCAUCAGUAUCUGCACACAGGCCAGAAGCCCUUCCGCUGCCCUGAGUGUGGCAAAAAAUUUGCCUUUGCCCAGAACAUGAAGGCACACUGCCGCCAGCAUAGACUGCGUGAAACCUCAGCUGAGCAGCCCAGCAGCAAGCAGGCCCCUGGGUCUGCACAGGAGGCUGUUAGAGGGGCGGGGAAAGAGAACACACACCAGAGUGAGGAACCUAAGCGCUCAUUCAACUGCCCCCUUUGUCCUCAGACCUACGGGGCACCGGCUAACCUGAGAGCCCACAUGCUUAUUCACGAAGCCGAGUAUGAGAUGCAGGAGAGGAACCCCAGACCCCCGAAAGAGAUUAGCAAGACCUGGGAGAAAGGACACUCCUGUCCCCACUGCCCAUGUGUUUAUCGUGAUGAAAACAGUUUAAAUAUGCACCUGUCAAGUGUCCACAAAUCUGUAGCACAAUACUCAGAAACGGUGGCACCACCACCUAAAAAUAAAUUCACUCCAUUAAGCAGUGAUAAUGUGCAGGGGAAAUGGAAAAGCGAUGGCGUAAGCGUUAAGUCGUACAAGUGUUCAGAGUGUGGGAAAACCUUCCGCCACCGCUCAGUGUUAGAGCUGCAUAUGCGCAUACAUUCCAAGGACAAGCCUUACCAGUGCAAAGUGUGCGGCAAAGGCUUUAGAUUCGGUAGCUACUUACAGCAGCAUCUCAUCAUCCAUACAGGCAAAAAGCCAUACAAAUGUCCUGACUGCGGGAAGGACUUUGCCUUCCUGCAAAACAUGAGAACACAUCAAAAGCUGCAUCAGGAAAAGCCCUUCCGCUGCACCAACUGUCGCAAAGGUUACAGCGACGAAAUCCAACUGCAGCACCAUAUGCUAUCACACAACGGUGACAAACCUCACAAGUGUGACCUGUGUGACAAGAGCUUUGGAUUAGCCUAUCUGCUGCGUGAUCACAUGAACACACACACAGGCGAGAGGCCUCAUCGCUGUGAUGAGUGUAACAAAACUUUUUCUUGGUUCAGCAGCCUGCUAGUGCACCAGAAGAUCCACGCUCGCAAGCGCCAGGGUUUCAGCCAGUUUAAUUCUUUCCCAAUAGGUGCUAGGAUGAGAGGCAGGGGUAGCAGGGGGAGGAGAGGGGCGAGACCCGUAUGGAGCUUAGCUAGACCAUUAGGAACCUCUGGGAUGGUUAGCGCUCAGCCGUCUCCAUAUCCACUUUCUGUACUGAGAGAUGCUGAGCACAGAAGGGUGGCCCAGCCACAGCCCUCGCUGCUCUCACCUCGCAUGGAUUUACAGGGUAGACAGCAGAAGGAGCCGUGGCUGUCCGAGCGACACCCUCAGCCGGUGCAGUGGAAGGUGGACGGUGGCGAGGUGAUGCCUGUCCCAUCGUCGCAGCAGCAACACGCGGCUCCACAGCAGACGCAGUUUGACAGCGUGCCGCAGCUGGGCCUGCAGCAGCACCAUCAGAGAAGUCCAGGCUGGGCAGAUAGCCCUUUGAUAACUCAGUCAGGCCCCGCAUCUGCUCAGAGUUCAGAGUCAUCACACAUGAAAGAGAGCGCAGCUGCCAUCGUCAGCUCAGUCACGGCAGCUGUGCCAAAAAAAUCCAGCCCAUUGUUAGUGAGUGAGAUGGAGCAGCACAGGCAGCCCAAGCCUGUUGCUUGGAGUAACGCACCCACAUCGACUGUGCUAGCUUCCACAAGCUCGUUGCAUCAUGAUUUUUCUACUUCCUCGUCUUACCCAGAUGGGGCAGCUCUGUGGAGCGUCAGACCCGCUCUGCUAACAAAUUCACAGAGCUCUCCAAAUAAGCUCGGUCAAGAGCUUCAGCUGCCAAGAUGGGCGAGUGCCCCAGUGUCAAUGCAAAAGGAGCGAUCCACACCUCCUAAAAAAGAGGACACUAGAGUGUGGGAUAUGAGUAAUCCUCAAGUAAUACCGUCGACUGUUAGCCAGCCAGAGAAGUCAUGGAACGGCUGCGAGCUGCAAAACCAGUGGGUCUCAGGCUUAGCAGGUGCAUCCACCUCAGCUCAAAUAGACCAAAGCAGUGCUAUGCCAAUUUCAACUCCAGUUUCUCACGGGGUAGGUAGCACCUUGUGGGACAUACAAACACCACCAGGAAUUCCAAAGACUAUAAACUCCUCUGAGAAUUUAGUAAAUACUCAAGAUUUUCAGCUGCAGCAAAAGCAGGUGUCAUCUGGCUGGGCCAGCGUACAGAGUCAGACAACAACACAGAAGGUUCCCAUCUCCAUUCAAUACGAGCCUCAUCGUUUUGGCCAGGGGUUGGGAUCACCAGUGUGGGGCUUCCAAAGUAAUCAAACACUGCUCACUGGGCAGCUCAAACCAGGGAGUGGGCAGGAGCUGCAGCAACAGCCAAUGGUAACAGGCACUCAAAUAAUCAUAAACCAGCCUUCUCCAUUUUUCUCACCUCCACUCGCCCCCCUCCCUCCUCUUGCUCUGCCUGGCCCACACCCUCUUCACUCUGUCGCAGUUGGCCCACUUCCAAGACCUCCACCCCCAAAUAUUUUUUUCACUCCACAGGCAGUUAUGAGCGAGAGGCCACACAUGACACAGACCCUGCCCCUACCUCAGCUCGCCCCGCGGACAGAACCUCACAAACUCGGACCCCGUUUGCCUUUUGCCCCAGAACGGCUUCUCCAGUGCAUGAUAUGCGGGUGUUCUCUUCCCCGGGAGCUGGAUCUACAAAUGCAUUACUUGCAACAUGCACAAGGAGAGAUUUGACAUUUCUACACUAGCGACUAGACUUAGUUAUGUUUUUUAUAAUUUUUACCUAGUGGAACCUCAUUUAUUUGACCCUCACUUGGGCAGUUUGACCAGUUGAGUGGAUGGGCAUUAGACACAAAAAAAAAGAUGAAAAAUAAAACUUGAUUUUAGUCUGCACACUUGAUGCACAUUUAAACUUUGUAAGCUCCUAAUUAGACCACGUUCUUUGUAAUAGAGGGUGUACUCACGUGCCAUUUCAAUUAGUUUCAUCGUCUUUUUAAAUGCAUUUAAGUUAUCCAAAUACUUAACUGGUUGUAACAACGUUUGAGGGGUGCAGAUUAAUGUGGUUCUACGGCCUACAUUUCAUUUAUUGCCAAUGACAUAUAGAUUUAGAUAAUAUUAGUACUUUUUUUAGUACCAUUUGAACUGUGUUUCUUCAUGUACAGUAUACUGUGUGCCUUUUAUGAGUACAGUCUGCAUGUCUGCUGUCUUGGUAUUCUAGGCCUAGUUUGUGCUUAAGGUAGACUCAACAAUGUGACCUCACUCCCAAAACACAGAGCAAGUCUUUCUGAGAUACCGUAAAGAAAUGUUAAGAUUUUGUUUUUGAGGAGGAGAGGAUGGGGUUGUUGUGCUCAUAGAAAACAUGUGUCAGAAUAUAAAAUGGACAGCUGACUACAUACGUGAUGACCCUGUUGGGAUUAGUUAUAAUCACAGGGCUAUUGGCUGCGUCCAAAUAUCUCACCGGUAAAGUUCUCAUCUUGGUAAUUUGGUCAGAGUAUCUGUAAACAGAUUGUGACGGUUACAUGUAAAGGUCAUUUCACAGUGAGAGUUCUCUGUAAAUUUAACUCUUGAGUGAUCAUUGGGAACAGGGAGAAAGUAGCGUCAUAACACAAUAAUCGACGACACUGUUGUCAAAUAGUGAAUUUUGUAAUAAAUUAAACUUGGAUUUGUGUGAUGUUUUGUCAUUAAUAUUUAUAACAAUGGCAAGACAAACAUGAAACUGACUAUAUAAAAUGUAUGUAUUCCUCCAAACAGCCCAGUCAGAUUUACCAAAUUUGCGGCAACGUGUCAAUACUGAUACACUGUAUAAUUAGACUUUAAACCUAUUCUGGGUGGCAACACUUAGCACCUUCUGUAAGCGAACAAUACUACGUAAAGUGUAUCUCUUACCAAAAUGACUAUUUCAGAUUGGAAUGUAGCCAUGUUUAUAAAAUUAGGUCCACUUUUGAGUACAAUGCAAUGUAUCUUUUGUGAAUACUGAAUGAUUUCAUUCCAUACCGUAGAUUUAGCUGAGUACAGAAUCCCAUCUCCUCUGUUAUGAUAAUGGGCAUUUGAGUAGCUUUGGUGGCCCAGUAAGUGACUGAAAACCUUCAUUACUACUGUAAAAUAAACACACGGUCCAUUUGUACAAAAAAAAAAGGAAGGAAAAAAAAAAGAACCGUCCCUGUGCGUCUUAACAUUUAGCGUCUUAAGUUUCAAAAACGUGCCCUUCUACCUCUAUCCACUGUUUUAGCAUGGAAAGAACUAGAAUUUUCCCAUGAUGUCUACAUAUUGGAUUAAAUAAAACCUUGCCUUUGAUUACAA